AAGUCGAUGCUAGAGGUCCACAGUUUAACGCUCCAGACUUGUAUGUGUCUGGAUCAUUACCAGAGGGCCCAAACCUUAAAAGACCUCAAAUUGGAGUGGAAGGCAAUGGACAUUUUAGAUCUCCAGAAAUGGGAAUGGACUUAAAGGGUCUAAAUGUUAGUGCACCUGACAUGGGGAUUAACCGUAAAGGGGGAAUGAUCACAGGUCCAUCCUUUGACUUUGAUGGCCCCAAAGUGGGCAUUGAAGGAACAAACAAAAUGCCAAAAUUCAAACUGCCAGACUUGGGCCUAUCUGGACCUUCUUUUAGUAGUUCAGAAGGUGAGGUCAACACACCAGAUACAGGGACCUCAGGUAAAGUUGGACUCAGGUAUUCCAAGAGACACAAAAAUCCAGAUCUUAAUGUGGACAACCCUUCUGGUUAUCUAGAGUCGCCCAAGCUGAGGCUGUCUGGAAGACCUACUGACUUAGACCUAGAAAUGCCAGGUGUAGAUGCUUCACAACUUGAUGUACACGGGCCGCACAUUAACAUGCCUUCAGGUAAAGUCAAAGAUCCAUUUAAGAAACCAAAGAUUAAUCUGAGGUCUUCAGAUUUGGAUGUGGAUGCCCCAUCUGGUAGAAUGCCAAUACCCAAAUUUGGCAAAGUUAAAGCUGAUGUUGAAGCACGUGACUUUAGUCUCAAAACACCAAAGAUAAAAGAUGGAUUGCUUGCAUCAAAUGUAAAUCUACCAAAAGUUGAUGGACCAAAUCUACUGGUUGACACUAAAGUUCAAGGUACAAAAUACAAGGCUCCUCGGUUUAAAAUGCCCAAAUUUGAUUUACCAGACUUUAAGGUUCCAGAUUUUGAUGGAGAUUUAGAGGGACCAGAUGUGGGGUUUUCAGCACCACCCUCAACUGAUUUGGAUUUUACAGGCCCAUCUGGAAAAUUCAAAAUGCCAGGAUUUGGGCUAUCUGGGCCUAAAAUGAAAGGUCCGGAAUAUGAGCUGAAAACUCCAGACAUGGAGUUAAAUGCUCCAAAGUUUAAAGGGAUGGGAAUCAACCUACCUGGUGGUGAUCUCAAAGGCCCAAAUCUAGACCUAAAUACCCCUGAUCUGGAUAUUACAAUGCCUUCUGGUAAAUUAGACCUUGAUGCUCCCUCAGGCAAGGUUAAAAAGCCAAAAGUGAAGCUCUUUGGGACAUUGCCAAAGAAUAAAGAUGUGGAUCUGAACACAGGGAUGAAAACACCCGAACUAGCUCUGAAAUCACCAAAGAUCAAAGGCAUCGAUGUACCAGAUGUGAGUGUACCAAAAAUGAAUCUUAGAGCUCCAAAUUUGGACCUCCACUCUCCAGAUUUUGACACUGGUUCCCCCAAGGGGAAAUUCUCAGUGCCAAAGUUUAAUAUGCCACGCUUAGACUUGUCAGGUCCAAAAGGAGGAAUUGAUGCAUCUUUAGACAGACCAGACCUGCCAUCAGGUAACCUGGAUGUAAAUGUGUCUAAACCAGACUUUGACUUUAAUGCACCUUCACUUGAUCUGAAAGGUCCAAGGUCAAAUCUGAAAAUGCCUGAUAUUGGAAGUCCAUCAGGAAAAAUGAAGAUGCCAAGUUUUAAUAUGCCAGAUUUUGGAUUGUCAGGACCAAAGCUAAAAGGGCCUGAUGGUGAACUAAGGACUCCUGACUUUGAUCUCACAGCCCCUAAAUUUAAGGGUGCUAUUGGCUCUCCAGAUUUGAAUUUGCCUGAGAUGGACCUUAAUAAACCCAAACUAGAUCUUUCUGGCCCAGGCGUCGACUUUGAUAUGCCCUCAGGUAAAUUCAAAGUACCAGCAAUGAAGAAACCAAAUAUUAACUUGAAUGCUCCUGACAUGCAUAUUGAUACUCCCAAGUUUGAUAUGAACACUCCAGAUGUCAACAUCGGUUCACCCAAAGCAAAUUUAAAUAUGCCAAAAUUGAAGAUGCCCAAAUUUGGUCUUCCAGGCCUAAAAGGACCUGAGAUCGAUGGGAAUUUGGAUGGUCCAGACCUUGAUAUCAAUGCACCUAAUAUCAAUCUCAAAGGUCCUAAAGCUGACCUGAAAACACCUGAUCUAGAUAUAUCUGGUCCUAACCUUCAUGGUGCCUUUAAUGCACCAGACAUAAACAUGCCAAAGUUUGGCCUCAACACCCCGAAACUGAACUUAGACAUGCCAUCAGGUAAACUGAAAAUGCCAGAGCUUCAUGCUCCAGACUGGGAUGUAAACGCUCCCUCAGGCAAAAUGAAGAUGCCUAAAUUCAAUCUUUCAGGUACCCUACCAAAGGGACCAAAUCUGGACUUUAACACAGAUCUGAAAUCACCAGAUCUGAGUCUGAAUGCUCCAAAGAUAAAGGGUGAAUUUGAUGCUCCUGACUUGGACUUACCAAAAUUGAACCUUAAAGCUCCAAAGUUAGACAUGAAUACCCCAGAUGUCAACAUUGGUUCACCCAAAGCAAAAUUUAAAAUGCCCAAAUUUAAAAUGCCUAAAUUUGGUAAACCAAACCUCAAAGGACCUGAUAUCGGUGGAAACUUUGAUGGUCCAGAUCUUGAUGUAAAUAUCCCUAAUGUCAACCUCAAAGGUCCUAAAGCUGAUUUGGAAAUGCCAGAUGUUGAUAUAUCUGGUCCAUCUGGAAAAUUCAAAAAGCCACAUUUUAACAUGCCUGAUUUUGGUCUUUCUGGUCCACAGAUAGAUGGCCCUGACCUGGACCUGAAAACACCAGAUCUGGAUAUAUCUGGUCCAUCUGGAAAAUUCAAAAAGCCACAUUUUAACAUGCCUGAUUUUGGGCUAUCUGGUCCAAAGAUAGAUGGCCCUAACCUGGACCUGAAAACACCAGAUCUGGAUAUAUCUGGUCCAUCUGGAAAAUUCAAAAAGCCACAUUUUAACAUGCCUGAUUUUGGGCUUUCUGGUCCAAAAAUGGAUGGCCCUGACCUGGACCUGAAGACACCUGAUCUAGAUAUAUCUGGGCCUAACUUCAGUGGUGGGUUAAAUGCACCAGACAUCAACAUGCCCAAGUUUGAUCUUAAAGCCCCCAAACUGGACCUUAAUACCCCAAAGUUGAACUUAGACAUGCCAUCAGGUAAACUGAAAAUGCCAGAGCUUCAUGCUCCAGACUGGGAUGUAAACGCUCCCUCAGGCAAAAUGAAAAUGCCUAAAUUCAAUCUUUCAGGUACCCUACCAAAGGGACCAAAUCUGGACUUUAACACAGAUCUGAAAUCACCAGAUCUGAGUCUGAAUGCUCCAAAGAUAAAGGGUGGAUUUGAGGCUCCUGACUUGGACUUACCAAAAAUGAACCUUAAAGCUCCAAAGUUAGACAUGAAUACCCCAGAUGUCAACAUUGGUUCACCCAAAGCAAAAUUUAAAAUGCCCAAAUUUAAAAUGCCUAAAUUUGGUAAACCAAACCUCAAAGGACCUGAAAUUGACGGAAACUUGGAUGGCCCAGAUCUUGAUGUUAACGUACCCAAUGUCAACCUCAAAGGUCCUAAAGCUGAUUUUGAAAUGCCUGAUCUUGAUAUAUCUGGUCCAUCUGGAAAAUUCAAAAAGCCACAUUUUAACAUGCCUGAUUUGGGGCUAUCUGGUCCAAAAAUAGAUGGCCCUAACCUGGACCUGAAAACACCAGAUCUGGACAUAUCUGGUCCAUCUGGAAAAUUCAAAAAGCCGCAUUUUAACAUGCCUGAUUUUGGUCUUUCGGGUCCAAAAAUAGAUGGCCCUAACCUGGACCUGAAGACACCAGAUCUGGACAUAUCUGGUCCAUCUGGAAAAUUCAAAAAGCCACAUUUUAACAUGCCUGAUUUUGGUCUUUCGGGUCCAAAAAUAGAUGGCCCUAAACUGGACCUGAAAACACCAGAUCUGGACAUAUCUGGUCCAUCUGGAAAAUUCAAAAAGCCGCAUUUUAACAUGCCUGAUUUUGGGUUAUCUGGUCCAAAGAUAGAUGGCCCUAACCUGGACCUGAAGACACCUGAUCUAGAUAUAUCUGGCCCUAACUUCAGUGGUGGGUUAAAUGCACCAGACAUCAACAUGCCCAAUGUUGAUCUUAAAGCCCCCAAACUGGACUUUAAUACCCCAAAGUUGAACUUAGACAUGCCAUCAGGUAAACUGAAAAUGCCAGAGCUUCAUGCUCCGGACUGGGAUGUAAACGCUCCCUCAGGCAAAAUGAAAAUGCCUAAAUUCAAUCUUUCAGGUACCCUACCAAAGGGACCAAAUCUGGACUUUAACACAGAUCUGAAAUCACCAGAUCUGAGUCUGAAUGCUCCAAAGAUAAAGGGUGGAUUUGAUGCUCCUGACUUGGACUUACCAAAAAUGAACCUUAAAGCUCCAAAGUUAGACAUGAAUACCCCAGAUGUCAACAUUGGUUCACCCAAAGCAAAAUUUAAAAUGCCCAAAUUUAAAAUGCCUAAAUUUGGUAAACCAAACCUCAAAGGACCUGAAAUUGACGGAAACUUGGAUGGCCCAGAUCUUGAUGUUAACGUACCCAAUGUCAACCUCAAAGGUCCUAAAGCUGAUUUUGAAAUGCCUGAUCUUGAUAUAUCUGGUCCAUCUGGAAAAUUCAAAAAGCCGCAUUUUAACAUGCCUGAUUUUGGGUUAUCUGGUCCAAAAAUAGAUGGCCCUGACCUGGACCUGAAAACACCAGAUCUGGAUAUAUCUGGAAAAUUCAAAAAGCCACAUUUUAACAUGCCUGAUUUGGGUCUUUCGGGUCCAAAAAUAGAUGGCCCUAACCUGGACCUGAAAACACCAGAUCUGGACAUAUCUGGUCCAUCUGGAAAAUUCAAAAAGCCACAUUUUAACAUGCCUGAUUUUGGGUUAUCUGGUCCAAAGAUAGAUGGCCCUAACCUGGACCUGAAGACACCAGAUCUGGACAUAUCUGGUCCAUCUGGAAAAUUCAAAAAGCCACAUUUUAACAUGCCUGAUUUUGGGUUAUCUGGUCCAAAGAUAGAUGGCCCUAACCUGGACCUGAAGACACCUGAUCUAGAUAUAUCUGGGCCUAACUUCAGUGGUGGGUUAAAUGCACCAGACAUCAACAUGCCCAAGUUUGAUCUUAAAGCCCCCAAACUGGACCUUAAUACCCCAAAGUUGAACUUAGACAUGCCAUCAGGUAAACUGAAAAUGCCAGAGCUUCAUGCUCCAGACUGGGAUGUAAACGCUCCUUCAGGCAAAAUGAAAAUGCCUAAAUUCAAUCUUUCAGGUACCCUACCAAAGGGACCAAAUCUGGACUUUAACACAGAUCUGAAAUCACCAGAUUUGAGUCUGAAUGCUCCAAAGAUAAAGGGUGGAUUUGAGGCUCCUGACUUGGACUUACCAAAAAUGAACCUUAAAGCUCCAAAGUUAGACAUGAAUACCCCAGAUGUCAACAUUGGUUCACCCAAAGCAAAAUUUAAAAUGCCCAAAUUUAAAAUGCCUAAAUUUGGUAAAACAAACCUCAAAGGACCUGAAAUUGACGGAAACUUGGAUGGCCCAGAUCUUGAUGUUAACGUACCCAAUGUCAACCUCAAAGGUCCUAAAGCUGAUUUGGAAAUACCAGAUGUUGGUAUAUCUGGUCCAUCUGGAAAAUUCAAAAAGCCGCAUUUUAACAUGCCUGAUUUUGGUCUUUCUGGUCCAAAAAUAGAUGGCCCUGACCUGGGCCUGAAAACACCAGAUCUGGACAUAUCUGGUCCAUCUGGAAAAUUCAAAAAGCCACAUUUUAACAUGCCUGAUUUUGGUCUUUCUGGUCCAAAAAUAGAUGGCCCUAACCUGGACCUGAAGACACCAGAUCUGGACAUAUCUGGUCCAUCUGGAAAAUUCAAAAAGCCGCAUUUUAACAUGCCUGAUUUUGGGCUUUCUGGUCCAAAGUUGGAUGCCCCUAACCUGGGCCUGAAAACUCCUGAUCUAGAUAUGUCUGGCCCUAACUUCAGUGGUGGUUUAAAUGCACCAGAGAUCAACAUGCCAAAGGUUGACUUCAACACUCCAAAACUGAACAUGCCAUCAGGUAAACUGACAAUGCCAGAGCUUCAUGCUCCAGACUGGGACAUUAAUGCUCCCUCAGGCAAAAUGAAAAUGCCUAAACUCGAUCUUUCAGGCACAUUACCAAAAGGCAACCUUAAAGCACCCAAAUUAGACAUGAACACUCCAGAUAUCAACAUUGGUUCACCUAAAGCAAAGCUGAAAAUGCCAAAAUUAAAAAUGCCUAAAGUUAGUCUACCAGGCCUAAAAGGACCUGAGAUUGAUGGAAACUUUGAUGGCCCAGACAUUGAUAUCAAUGCACCAGAUGUCAACCUAAAAGCACCCAAAACUAACUUUGAAAUGCCAGAUGUUGGUUUUGGUAGCCCAUCUGGACAUGGACAUUUCAAAAAGCCACAUUUGAAAAUGCCAGAUGUGGGAUUUCACAGUCCUGAGUUCGAUGGCCCAAACUUUGACUUCAAAUCACCAGAUCUUAAUCUCAAAGCUCCAAAAUUGAAAGGUGGAAUCAAUGUCCCCAAAUUGGGAUUGCCAGACAUGGACCUUAAGGCUCCAAAGUUUGAUACGGACACUCCAGAUCUAAACAUUGGUUUACCUGAUGCGAAGUUCAAAAUGCCCCAAAUCAAGAUGCCAAAGGGCCCUAAUGUUGACAUAAAUGGAGGCAUGCAAGGGCCUGACCUGAAUAUCCCAAAUGUAGAUGUCAGUGGUCCAAAUGGAAAAUUUAAAAUGCCAAGUUUAAACGCACCAGACUUCAGUCUCUCUGGACCUAAAGCAAAAAUACCAGACAUGAGUCUUUCAGGACCUAAACUGAAGGGCCCUGGUAUUAAUAUGCCAGACUUCAAUCUACCUGAUACCAGUUUCAAAGCUCCCAAUCUAGACUUCAAUGCAAAACGUCCUGAUCUAGGAAUAGAUGGUAACAUAGGCCGACCUGACAUGAACUUCAAUGCCCCUAAUGUCAAAGGAGGAAUAAGUGGCCCCGACUUUGACAUGAGCAUACCCUCAGGAAACAUCCAUGGUCCUCAGGCUGAUUUUGAUAUGGAAGGCAACAAAUUUAAACGUCCUUCUUUCAAGCUGCCUCAGUUUGGAGGUCCAGAUCUUAACAGGGAAGGGUGCGAUAUUGACUUUGAUGCAUCUCUGAGAUCCCCCCUGAAUACAAAAAUGAACAUGAAACCACAACAGUUGAUUGGGGAUUUCACAGGCCCAAAUGUUACCUCUCCAAACAUGCCGAAAAUGGUAAUGCGGAGUCCCCAACUGCAUCUCAAAUCUCCAGAGCUUAACAUGGAUGAUCCUUCACUACAUUUCGGAGGACCUUCCAAUAGGAAUCAGUUUAGGUCAGAUAUCCCAGGGGUAAACAUGAGAAUGCCUGCACUGGAUAUAGAUGGAGAUGUCAGACUUCAUCACGCUGACAGACAACCACAGAGGACCAAAGUUAUGUCCAGCUACCCUAUGGUGGAUGCUGGUUUUAACCCCAUGUUUGAUUACAACCGUUCAGAUCUCAACAUUGAUGAUUUCACAGGAAAAGAUCAUGUACUCAGAGCCAGAGGUUCGAGAUUGGACGUACAGGCACAAGGCCACCGUGGACAGGCAAUGUUCCCGUCAGGUGUUAAUCUUGACAUGAGGGACCCCAGACAAGCCAGAAGAAUUCCUCCUGGUGACAUUCAAAUACAUUCAAGGCCCAGAUCAAUGCAGCAGGUACCUAACGCACGCAUGCCACAGUUCUCUCAAGAUCCAAGAACAAUGCAGCAGGUACCUAAUGCACGCAUGCCACAGUUCUCUCAGGAUCCAAGAACAAUGAAGCAAGUACCUAAUGCACGUUUUCCACAGUUCUCUCAGGAUCCAAGAUCAAUGCAGCAGGUAGCUAAUGCACGUUUGCAAAAUGUCCCUCAGGAUCCAAGAUUAAUGCAGCAGGUAGCUAAUGCUCGUUUGUCACAGUUCACUCAAAAUCCAAGAUCAAUGCAGCAGGUAGCUAACGCACGUAUGCAAAAUGUCCCUCAGGAUCCAAGAUCAAUGCAGCAGGUACAUCACACACGUUUGCCACAGUUCGCUCAAGAUCAAAGAAUAAGAGUACCUGACAGUUCAGACGGAUACUACGUCACUGUUUUCCCCAACCAACCACAAAAUCAAAGAACGCCAAACCGAAAAUAUAACACUCUCGGGGGGCCUAACUUUCGUCCACGAAACGUAGACCUAGAAGUUCUUGGACAAAAUGACGUAACAGGGGGGUCAGGUUUCUUUUUUUCCAACCUCAUGUAAGUUUCAAGGAACAGAUGUAAAACAAAUGUCUAUUUUGUGUUAUUUUUUUAUAUUGGGGUUUAUUUAUUUUGAGUUCAGCUGUUGAUUGUGUGAUUUCUACAUCUUUUACAUUUGUUUGUUUGUGUGUUUGUGUAUAAAGCCAAUAUAGUUGCUUUGUAAUGAUCCAGUUUACAUUACACUGCCGCAUCCUUGCACUUGUUUCAUGUUAACGUUCUGUUUGUAUUUUACAAUACUUGUACUCGAAAAGUAGGUAUUCUUUCCAUGUACAUUGAGUUAAGUUAUGGCUCCUUAAAUGUUAACAAUCACCACUCGACUUUGAAACCCUACCCUAAAUGAGUGGAUUUAUGGGUACUAUUCUACGAUAAAAUGUUAGUUUUAAAGAAAUACAUUAUCAACGAAAUGUUGAAAUAACCAAAGAUGUGCAUAUGUUUAUAUUUUACUGUAAAUCUAUUCUUUAUCUUGUAUUCUUUGGGGACGUAUACAUAGUUUUUAUGACCAUUCUUUGUUACCUUAAGGUUUCUGAGCAUAAAUAUAAUGAAUGUUAAUGAAAUUAUUCAAGAUUACUUUCUGUACUAAACUGUAAAAAAACGGACCUAAGUCAUUUUAUAAGUAACCAUGAAGCUCUUAAAUGUGUUACGAUGGAUCUACCAUUUUGUUUGUUAUAGCAUUGUACAAAAUAAUAAACACAGAGAAUUUGUACAGUA
This is a messenger RNA of Eleginops maclovinus (Patagonian blennie), 8866 nucleotides long. RefSeq names its product neuroblast differentiation-associated protein AHNAK. Bases 129 to 8162 code for a protein of 2677 amino acids. Gene Ontology annotation, cellular component: cytoplasm; costamere; nucleus. Gene Ontology annotation, biological process: regulation of RNA splicing. The transcript is spliced from 2 exons. The record is from RefSeq and is a predicted model, not a curated record. Lineage: Eukaryota; Metazoa; Chordata; Actinopteri; Perciformes; Eleginopidae.